Fusarium graminearum PH-1 is the source of this 844-nucleotide messenger RNA. RefSeq lists its product as uncharacterized. The coding region runs from base 450 to 737 and encodes 95 amino acids. The record is from RefSeq and is a predicted model, not a curated record. The transcript has a single exon. Lineage: Eukaryota; Fungi; Ascomycota; Sordariomycetes; Hypocreales; Nectriaceae.
CGUAGAGCUUACACUCCCUCACAAUGCAUCCAUCCGCACAUAAUCACUCACAAAGCAUACGAUUCCCAUCCUGAUAUUCGAUCCGCAAACUCUAAAAACUCCGAAAUUAUCACGCCCCAGCGUCACACUCAAAUACAAGAAAUCCCCUCCCCUCCAUCAGGCCACUUUUUCGCCACCUCUAACCAUGCAUGUGAAGCUCAAGAGGGGUUUUGUUCAACGAUGAUGAUAUAAUAGUACCUGAGCUGUUUGUUUAUAAAUAAGAGGUUUAUCUCGUGGAAGGAAGGAGGGGUAAAGAGGACAUUACUAUGAGACAUUGAGUAGACUAUAGCAACAGUCUGCAUACCAACACAACCCAUAAAGACACUCAUCAACCUACAGCACCACCAUCAUCAACAGCAACUAUCAUCAUCACCAACAACGACUAAAAGUAUCUCAUCAUCAAAUUCACCAUGGAUCGUCAACCAACCGCCAUCAAUACAGACCACACCUCUCCCCCAUCUGAAGGUACACAGCACAAACUCGUCAUUCUUUCCAAGCUGACGUCGGAAUCUGCAGCUCCUACUUCCCCAUCCGCUCAAGCUGGUGCCGACCGUUGCAUGCGCCACACGAAUAGCUGGACACCGUCAUUUCAGCGACGACAGAGCUGGAGUCCUGAGGAGCGAAAGCACGAGAUGCACAUGGACAAGAUUGGCCAGGUCAAUACAGGGCCUGGAUUUACGGAGCGUGAGGGUAAUUGAUUGGAGUUUGGUGAAUGGGAGGACAUAAUGGCAAAUGGGUGGACAAAAGGGACCUACCAAGGUGCAAAUUGUACUACAAAAGCUGCAGUGACAGCACAAGAAUGAAU